CAGCGGCGGCAGCAUGACGGUGGCUGGUCGGCUCCGGAGCAAAGCGGCCCGCGGCCUCCAGCGCCGUGGCAGGUCCCGGGGGCGCGGGCGCAGGGUUGCCGAGGACGAAGCGGCGAUCCUCGAGGCGCCCGAGUGCUGGGAUGAGGCGCCGGCGCCCGCGGCGGAGACAGAGACGGAGACGGAGACCGGGGCACGGAGCGGGGGGGCCCGCAGCGCUCGGAGAGUGCAUCUGGCCGUGCUGCCCGAGCGCUACGAGCCGCUGGAGGAGGUGGCUCCAGCCGACAAGCCCAAGAAGCGCUACCGGCAGAAGCUGAAGAAGUACGGCAAGAAUGUGGGCAAAGCCAUCUCCAAAGGCUGCCGCUACGUGGUCCUGGGCCUGCAGGGCUUUGCCGCCGCCUACUCGGCCCCCUUUGGAGUGGCCACCAGCGUGGUGACCUUCGUCCGCUAGCAGCUGUGGUGGAGCCGGGUCUCAGCUCCAGAAGGUGCCAAGCUGGGAAUGUUUUAUCUUCAUGUCCUCGAACCCCAUUAU
Messenger RNA from Suncus etruscus (white-toothed pygmy shrew), 529 nucleotides. It is a transcript of the gene C3H1orf115, whose product is annotated as chromosome 3 C1orf115 homolog. The transcript is spliced from 2 exons. Lineage: Eukaryota; Metazoa; Chordata; Mammalia; Eulipotyphla; Soricidae. Bases 14 to 448 code for a protein of 144 amino acids. The record is from RefSeq and is a predicted model, not a curated record.